Rotaria socialis is the source of this 1689-nucleotide messenger RNA. The record is from the annotation of a GenBank genome assembly. Lineage: Eukaryota; Metazoa; Rotifera; Eurotatoria; Philodinida; Philodinidae.
AUGGACAAUCCCGUUUUUUUGGAUGAAGAAAUUCCAUUUGUCGAAUCAGGUGUCUACGAAAUCGAUGAAGCAGGCGGUGGCGGUAAUGGUACAACAACAACACUUGGACAUGGAAAUAUUAUAUCACUUAAUCAUCAACGGCAUCCUUUUGAAGAUCAUUCAAUGUGGUCAACAACUGUGCCUGCUAAACGUGGCCGACGACCUAAAUCAACAACUGUUGUUUUAACAACAGCACCAUCGUCGUCAUCAUUAAUACAAAAACCUGAGCCUAAACGACGAGGACGAAAGCCAAAACAAAAAAUUCUAUCGCCAUCUAAAUCAUUAUCAUCGACAAAUAAUAAUAAUAAUAAUAAUACUUUAAAUGAUAUUCUCUCGGAAUCAACAGAUGGUAUCGAUCAGAAACAACAACGACGUUCUACCACAGGACUGAAAUCAAUAAAAAAAUUUAAUAAUGAGGAACAACAACUAUCUGAAGAAGUUGGUUUACGUUCAAAACGACCCAUAAAACCAUCAUCACAUUCAGACUCGCAACAAAUUAUUUCUAAUAUAACAAAAAAUCAACUUCCAAUAACAACUAAUACUCCAACAAAAAUGAACCUAGGUCCAACUGGCAAUAUUGUUAUUAUGGGUAAUAUAAGUGGAGAUAAUAAAUCAAUGAACAACACUCCAACAGUAUCAUAUGAUCAAGCAGCUAUAUUACAAGCACUUCGUCAAGCAGGAGUCAAUCCAUUACAUCAUGACCCAACAGGAGACGAUUCCGAUACAGAUUCCGAUGAUGAAAGUGGAUCUGACGAUGAAUGUAUGGAUAGUGAUAAUGAAAAUAACCGUUUAUCAAAUAUGAAUGAUAGUGUAAGUCAUUUAAUAAAUACAGCAUCACGUGGACGAACACGUCAAUCAACAAAAAAUGCUAGUAAUAAAAAGCCUUCGACAAUGCGUCGUUCAACAGCAACAAAUAACAAUAAUAAUAAUAAUAAUAACAACAAGAAAAAACGAGAAAAUCUCGAUAAAAGUGAUACGGACGACGAAGAUGAUGACGAUGACGAAGACGAAGACGACGAUGAAGAUGAUGAUGAUGACUCAUCAAAUGAAGAUCUCGAUGAAUUAGGCGUUGGAAAUGAUACUAAUAAUAAUUUAAGUGGCAUUGUUGAUUCACUAGAUGGUGAUUCAUCAUUGAUUGUACCUCCAGAUUUUUCUAAUCCUGAUUAUGUACAAAAUCUUGUUAAACCACAUCGUAAACGUCGUGCACAUUUACCAAAUGAUGAUCAACCUAAAACUAUACGUUGUCCACAAUCAGGUUGUACAAAAAUGUUUCGUGAUACUGCAUCAAUGAAUAAACAUUUACAUACACAUGGCCCACGUGUUCAUGUGUGUCAUGAAUGUCAAAAAUCAUUUGUUGAAAGUUCAAAAUUACGGCGUCAUCAACUUGUACACACAGGUGAAAAAGCAUUUCAAUGUCCAUUUGAAGGAUGUGGAAAACGAUUUUCACUUGAUUUCAAUCUACGCACACAUGUUCGAAUACAUACAGGUGAUAAACCAUAUGUUUGUCCAUUUGAUGGUUGCAGUCGUCGUUUUGCACAAUCAACGAAUCUCAAACAACAUCUUUUAACACACGCAAAAAUUCGUUCACAUCAACCAUUUGCUAUUCCAGCUGUGGCUGUUACAAUUACAGAAAUUCAACCACAGUAUUGA